Boeremia exigua is the source of this 1192-nucleotide messenger RNA. RefSeq names its product bile acid 7-dehydroxylase 1/3. The record is from RefSeq and is a predicted model, not a curated record. The coding region runs from base 1 to 891 and encodes 296 amino acids. Lineage: Eukaryota; Fungi; Ascomycota; Dothideomycetes; Pleosporales; Didymellaceae. The transcript is spliced from 2 exons. Gene Ontology annotation, molecular function: oxidoreductase activity.
AUGCCCCCCUCCGCCUCCGCAACCGCCGACGCCCACCUCCCCUCCUUCCCCUCCCUCUUCCGCCUGGACUCCAAAGUCGCCCUCGUAACCGGCGGCACGCGCGGCCUAGGUCUGCACGCCGCCUCCGGACUCCUGCAAGCCGGCUGCUCCCUCGUAAUCGUGACCUCACGCAAAGCAGACGCCUGCGCCGACGCCGCCGCCGCGCUCAACGCGCUGCCCAACCUAGCGCCCGGCGCGCGUGCGGUCGGGAUCGCGGCGGACUGCUCGCGGGUCGCGGAUAUCGAGCGGUUGGUUGGGGAGGUGCGGAAGUACACGUCGCAUAUAGAUAUUUUGUGCGCCAAUGCGGGGGCCACGUGGGGAAGUAGAUUCGAGGACGUGGAUGAGAAGAACGGGUGGGAUAAGGUUGUAGAUUUGAAUGUCAAGGGGGUGUUUUUCACGAUCCAGAAAUUCACACCCCUCCUCACCGCCCGCGCCACCGCAGCAGACCCCUCACGCAUCAUAAUCACCGCCUCCGUCGCCGGCCUCGGCGUCGGCAGCACCGGCGCCAUGGGCGCAUACUCCUACUCGGCCUCGAAAGCCGCCGUCCUCCAUCUCGCUCGCAACCUGGCCGUUGAACUCGGGCCCCGCAAUGUCCUGGUCAACAGCAUCGCGCCCGGGUUUUUCAUGAGCCGCAUGGCGGCGGGGAUGAUGGCGGCGCAAGGGGGGGAGGAGGCGCUGGGGAAGCAGAGUCCGAAUGGCAGGACGGGGAGGCCGGAGGAUGUAGCGGGGGCGGUGGUGUUUUUGGCGAGUAGGGCCGGGGGGCAUGUUAAUGGGGGGACGGUGGUGUUGGAUGGGGGGAGGAUGUUGGCGGCGGGGGGGUUGGAGAGGGAGGAGAGGUUGGAGAAGUUGUAGGGGGAGGUGGUCUGGGUGAUGGCGUUUCGAUGGAUGGUGGAGGGUGGAUGGAGAUGGAGUGCUUCUGCUGUUGCACUGGAACGCGGAGGUCUGGCUCGGUGCCUACAUGCAAGAUGCUGUCUGCAUGUCAGUGCAGGUGCGCUACUAUCACUCUAGAUCCCGAACUCGUGUCUGAUCACCUACACACAACUACAUCCAUCGCGUUGGAGGAUGCACGGCGGACUAAGAAAAUGAGCCAAAUACACUACACGACAGCAAAGUAUAGGGAAUCGUUGCAAAAUCUAUAAAAUGCUUUCUCACC